Eurypyga helias (sunbittern) is the source of this 1510-nucleotide messenger RNA. It is a transcript of the gene CDH19, whose product is annotated as cadherin 19, type 2. The annotation marks the transcript as partial. The transcript has 8 exons. The record is from RefSeq and is a predicted model, not a curated record. Lineage: Eukaryota; Metazoa; Chordata; Aves; Eurypygiformes; Eurypygidae. Gene Ontology annotation, biological process: cell morphogenesis; adherens junction organization; cell-cell junction assembly. Gene Ontology annotation, cellular component: adherens junction; catenin complex; plasma membrane. Gene Ontology annotation, molecular function: cadherin binding; calcium ion binding.
UACAGAUUAAAAUUGCUUGAAAGAAGUGUUCAGCAUGAAUUCCUCUGCAUUGCUGUCUCUCGUACUGAUGCUGGUUCAGCUCUGGCCUUGCUUUCCACACACACAGAACCGCAGCAUUCAGAACACAGAUCAGUCUUUCACAGAAGUUCGAAGAGUGAAACGUGGCUGGGUAUGGGAGCCACUGUUUGCAACUGAGGAACAGACUUCAGUGGUGCCUGUGUAUGUUGGACAGCUGAAAUCAGAUUUAGACGAGCAGGAUGGCAACCUAAAAUAUAUGUUGACUGGGGAGGGAGCUGGAAGCAUUUUUAUCAUUGACGAAAAUAAUGGCAAGAUUUAUGUGACACAAAAGCUGGAUCGAGAAGAGAAACCCUUCUACACUCUAAGAGCACAAGCAGUUAACAGAACCACCCAUGUUCCCGUUGAAGCUGAAUCAGAGUUUAUUAUCAAGGUUCGCGAUGUCAAUGAUCAUGAACCAGAAUUCUUGGACGGACCAUAUACAGCCACUGUUCCAGAGAUGUCACCUGAAGGUACUUCGGUUACACAGGUAACAGCUACAGAUGGUGAUGAUCCUUCUUAUGGAUAUAGCGCCCGUCUCCUUUACAGUCUUCUUCAGGGACAGCCUUAUUUCUCUGUGGAGCCUAAGACAGGGGUCAUCAGAAUGGCUUCCCAAAUGGAUAGAGAAACAAAAGAUCAGUAUUUGGUCAUUAUCCAAGCCAAAGAUAUGGUUGGGGAAGCAGGGGCAUUUUCAGCAACAGCCACUGUUACCAUCAAUCUCUCUGACGUCAAUGACAAUCCACCUAAAUUUCAACAGCGACUCUAUUACAUGAGCGUCAAUGAAGAGUCUCCUGUGGGCACUACUGUAGGAAAAGUCUUUGCAGAAGACAGUGACAUAGGAGAAAAUGCAGCCAUGAAUUAUUUCAUUGAAGGAGAUAGCUCAGAGGUUUUUGACAUCAUCACUAACAAUGAGACUCAAGAAGGAAUUAUCUUAUUAAAAAAGAAAGUGGAUUAUGAGAGCAAGAGGAGAUACAGUGUUCUAGCAAAAGUUGUAAACAGAUACAUUGAUGACCGUUUUCUGAAAGAAGAACCAUUUGAAGACAAAACUGUUGUCAAAAUCAAUGUGGAAGAUGCUGAUGAACCUCCAGUUUUCACCUUGGAGAACUAUAUGAUGGAGAUUGCUGAAGGGGCUGUGAGUGGCUCACUGGUGGGCGUUGUGACUGCUAGAGACCCAGAUGAUGAUGACUGUCCAGUCAGGUACUCUAUCGUCCGUGGCAUGCGUUUAAAGAGAUUGUUCAGCAUCAAUGAACACAAUGGAACAAUCAUUACAACUAAACCUCUGGACCGAGAGAUAGCUUCUUGGCACAACAUAACUGUUACAGCCACAGAAAUAAGAAACCCUGAAAAAAUUUCAGAGGCAAAUGUCUAUAUCCAAGUUCUUGAUGUUAACGAUCAUGCACCUGAAUUCCCUAAAUACUAUGAAACAUUUGUUUGUGAAAAUGCAGUUUCUGGCCAG